ACCCACCUGCCCAGCUAGCAGCAAUAAAAAGGCAAGCGAGCAGGAGCAUCAGCAGACAGCUGCAAGGAGCACAUCCCCAGGUACAUCAGCUGUCCCUGUGCUGCAGAGAUGGUGCAAGCAACUCCCUUCCUCCUCGUGCUCUUCCUGGCCCUGGGGGCUCACGGCCGCACUGUGAAAAAGUGCUCCCUGUCUGGGAGCUGGGUCAAUGACCUGGGCUCCAACAUGACCAUCGGGGCGGUGAAUGGAGAUGGUAACUUCGAAGGCAGCUACCACACGGCUGUGUCAGCCAGCCCGAACGAGAUUAAGGUGUCACCACUGCAGGGAUCCAUGCAGAGGGGCACUAACCAGAAGGGUCAGCCUACCUUCGGCUUCACUGUAAACUGGAGCUUUUCAGAUUCCAUCACUGUUUUCACGGGCCAGUGCUUUGUGGAUAAUGACGGAAAGGAGGUUUUGAAGACCAUGUGGCUGCUGAGGUCACGUGUGGAGAGCAUCAAUAAUGACUGGAAAGCCACCAGGGUCGGCACCAACGUCUUCACCCGCCUGCCCCAAACCGGAAUGAGGAGGACACCGAGGGGUUCCCAGUCCAGCUACAGGGCCGGGGAUGUGGCCCCUGCCCCUGCAGCACCACCUGCUUCUGCCAAUAAAGCUUUGCUGCAAAUACUCGUGGUCUCCUGUCAUGUUGUUGCAAAAUGUGGGAUAAGUGAAAUAUUUCUUGAACAGGUUUGUUCUUUGUAGUUUGAUCUUUUUAUGCU
Catharus ustulatus (Swainson's thrush) is the source of this 752-nucleotide messenger RNA. Its product is annotated as avidin-like. Gene Ontology annotation, molecular function: biotin binding. The transcript has 4 exons. Lineage: Eukaryota; Metazoa; Chordata; Aves; Passeriformes; Turdidae. The record is from RefSeq and is a predicted model, not a curated record. The coding region runs from base 109 to 735 and encodes 208 amino acids.